UUGAAGCAAUACGACUUUUCGUGUGCUGGAAUAACCAAGAUUGGUUUUCAAAAACUUGGCGAUAGGAAAGCAAUGUGGAAAUGUAGUACUUGUAAAAAUACUAGCUCUGGAAGUCCAGCUCCUGGUCGUUCCAAUUUUUGCACUCCAAGUGAUCUCGACGGUAUUCGUGGUGAGUUACGUGGACUCUCUGAACAAAUGUCAUCAUUGCCCAAGUUACUAGAUUCGGUAAAAAAUAUUCAGGCUGAGUUGGCUGAUCUUAAAACUAUUAAAUGUGAGUUGUCGGUUGUGAAAGAUUCGCUGGACUACGUUCACGCUUCGAUUGACAUGCUUAUAGCUAGGAUAGCCGAGGUAGAUCGUGAAAUUCAAACACUUCAGAAGACCAAGGAAGAUGUAACUCGCCUAGAACAUCGGUUGCAAAAAUUGGAAGCUGUCUUCAAUGAUGGGGGCAGCGGUCACGAUUGA
Molecule: messenger RNA, 462 nt
Organism: Parnassius apollo (apollo)
Lineage: Eukaryota; Metazoa; Arthropoda; Insecta; Lepidoptera; Papilionidae
Source: the annotation of a GenBank genome assembly